GCUUCCAAAUUUUCAUAUCACUUCCACAUCCAGAUACAACAGGGAUACAAAUCAGCACAAAACAGAAUUUUAAAACAUUCUGCAAUUACAUUAUCUAGUACUUUGUUUUUGAUUUAGUUGAUUCUGUGAUACUUUUAUCCGAACAUUGAACUCUUGAAAAUGAACUGCAAAAUCUUCACCGUCUCCAUCAUUGUCUUCCUGGCAUUUCUGGUUAUUUGUGAAGGAAUGAGCCUGGGAGUAGAUCAACGCUGUCGUUGCAUUAAAACAGAGUCUCGCCGCAUUGGCAAACAUAUAGAGACUGUAGAACUCUUUCCCCCCAGCUCUCACUGCAAAGACACAGAGAUCAUUGCCACUCUAAAGAGAACUGGUCAAGAGCUCUGUCUGGACCCAGCCGCUCCUUGGGUUAAGAAAGUCAUUGAGAAGAUCAUUGCCAACAAAGCACCAUGAACAUCUCGACUAUCAACAUCAACGCUGUUUUUAAAAGAAAUAUUAGGCAUGAAUCUUUCCACUUCAACAGAACUGAUGGCAACAUUGUUGCCUUUUGUGUGUGUGUGUGUGUGUGUGUGUGUGCGUAUUUAUAUUGUAUAUAUUGACAAUUAGUAUUUAUUUACUGAACAAAAUUAAGGUUAUUUAUUUUAUAUAUUUUAUAUUGUUUGUAAUGCCAGAGAUUUUAUACGUUUUCUAUUUAAGCCAAAGUGUGUUUGGAUGUACAGUAUGACAUUUUACUUUGAUAUUAAGCUUUACGCUUUCUCCCAUUCACAUACUGUAUGUGAUCAAACGGUUCGUCAAGUUAUUAUAGGAUGUCAUGUCAUUGAUAACUACUCAUUCUUGAGUAUAACAGACAGACACAAUGAUGUAUUUACAAUAGAUCAAGUUUCUACACUCAAUUUUGUAAGAAGUUUUGUUUCAUUGAUUUUGUAAUAAAUAUUUAUUUUGUAAUAAAUUUUGUACUAAAAAAGAAUAA
This is a messenger RNA of Triplophysa dalaica, 964 nucleotides long. RefSeq names its product chemokine (C-X-C motif) ligand 8a (gene cxcl8a). The transcript is spliced from 4 exons. Gene Ontology annotation, biological process: cellular response to lipopolysaccharide; inflammatory response; chemokine-mediated signaling pathway. Lineage: Eukaryota; Metazoa; Chordata; Actinopteri; Cypriniformes; Nemacheilidae. Bases 160 to 447 code for a protein of 95 amino acids. Gene Ontology annotation, molecular function: CXCR chemokine receptor binding; chemokine activity. The record is from RefSeq and is a predicted model, not a curated record. Gene Ontology annotation, cellular component: extracellular region.